GUGUGCGUGAGUGUUCGGGUGUGUGGUAUGGUUCAUGUUUCUUAACUUGUGUUUUGGACUAGUUCAUCUAAGUUACUCAUAUUAGUGCGAUAAGAGUAACAAUAGCCGAAUAGGUUUGAUUUUGUUACACAUUUUAAAUGUUCAAAUAGGUCAAAGAAUUAACUUGCUCGAUACAUUUGUGUCGAUUUAUUUGUUAUUGAGUUUGAAUAUAAUAAUAUAAGUAUCCCUAAGUUAUCAUAGCUGAAGUGGCUCAUUAAAAUGUUCAGUUCUUUAAAAUUCGGUGGACAACAAAUUUGUCAACUUGUCAAGACAAGUGACCGUUGUGUUUAUUCCAUUGCAUCUUUACACUCAAACAAUUUUCAUUUCAAUGCUCAUAGAACAACUACCGAGAAAAGUUUACCUCGUCGACUAAACCUUUAUAAAUCAGGAGAUUCGGUUUUAAAAGAAAACCUUUCAUCUUCUUUGUUAAGAAGGCAUUCAACAAAUGGCCGCAAUGGGAACCUAGCGUCAGUGACUCCAGCUGCCAUAGGUAAAGCUGUCAGUAAAGAUGAGCGCCGGGAGUUCAUGGCAGUGUUUCCUGACAUAGUGAGAGACUUGACGGAAACUCACCGUCAGACUGAAAUUCCUGAUGUCACAAAAUGGUAUUCAAAGGUAUUGCAGUACAAUGUGCCUGGUGGGAAGAAGAAUAGAGGUCUAGCCCUGAUACUGGCCUAUCGUAUGUUGGCACCACAGUCUGCUCAGACACCAGAGAAGAUCAGGGAGGCGCAAAUCAUGGGCUGGUGCAUUGAAAUGUUGCAGGCCUUUUUCCUAGUCUUGGACGACAUGAUUGAUGGCUCCGAGACUAGACGAGGUAGAAUCUGCUGGUACCGCAACCCCAGCGUUGGCCUCAAUGCAGCAAAUGAUGGCAUAUUUAUAGAAUCUGGAAUAUACCAACUGCUACGAAGAUACUUUGUCGAUAAACCGUAUUACUUUCAAGCCAUUGAUCUAUUCCAUGAUGCGACCCACAAAACAAUAAUGGGUCAAGCCCUAGACCUACUGACGGCACAGAGCAUUGCCAAAUAUAAACUGGACAAGUUCACUAUGGAUCGGUACAACUCCAUCGUCAAGUACAAGACCUCCUACUACUCCUUCCAUCUGCCCGUCGCUCUGGCCAUGUACAUGGCUGGUAUAAGUAAUGCAGAACAACACAGGCAAGCAAAGAUCUUACUGCUAGAGAUGGGAAACUUCUUCCAAGUUCAGGAUGAUUAUAUGGAUUGUUUUGGAGACCCAGCGGUGACAGGGAAGAUCGGGACUGACAUCCAAGAUGGCAAGUGCUCUUGGUUAGCUGUUGUGGCGCUACAGAGAUGUACUCCAGACCAGAGGAAAAUCUUAGAGGAAUGCUACGGAUCCCACGACCCCGAGAAGGUAGAUGCUGUAAGGAAUGUGUACAACCAGAUAAAUCUACCCCACAUCUUCACAACGUACGAGGAGGACAGCUACAAUCUGAUACAGACACACAUUCAGCAGAUGUCUGGCGGCCUUAACCUCAAUCUCUUCUUCAAACUGUUAGACAAGAUAUAUAAGAGGGACAACUAACUUCUUGCAGCACCAUCAUUGUAUAUAUUAGAGUUAUGUGUAAUAACCAUACCGUUACGAAUUUUAAAAGUGCAAUUCAAUUGAAUACCUACGUGUCUUUGACUUAAAUUGGCUUUUGGGCGUCCUAGUAUUAUUUUGUUGGUAGAAAUAAUAGUAAGUGAGUAUUGUCAAGUUCUUUUAAAUAAAAAAAAUUUAUUCCCCUCAAAAAUAAAUUGGCUGAUGCCAUUGCAUUUAAUUUACAUUUGGACAAUAAACCAAGGCGAACAAAGGAUAGACCAACUAAACUUAGUGAAAGUUUAAUGUGCCUUUUGCGACUGUGAAAAUGCAUUUACCGACUACCUCAAACUUGAGAAAACGUAGACUGAAUUUUCAUUCCGCUAAAAUACUUGAUUACAAGUUUUUACAGUAGAUUCAAUAAAGUGUGCUUUUUAGCUUUAAAAAUAAAUAUUAUUAUACUGUCAGCGUCAAAACUGGAAAAGCAUGCAUUUAUCCCCUUUAAUUUUAAAAAUGUAUAUUUAAAAUCACGCUUUUUAUAUUGUAUAAUUUGUAUUGUGCACUUCUAAGGUUUAUUCUUAUGAUUAAAGGUUUUUUGUUCAAAAAAUGGUAAUGAAAUAAUCUUGUCAAUUUAUUUUAGGCUUGUGAGGUUGGAUCGCGUAUGUGUAAACUAUGGAUAAUAAUAAUUUAUCACAUUAAUUUUGAUUUUAAAAAGAUAUUUUUAUAAAAAAUCCAACAUAUAAAAACCUACAAGUACUUAAUUUUGAUUUGUAACUGUUUUGAAGAAAAUGGUUGACAUUAAACAUUUUGAAAACAUGGCAUCAGAUUGUUGGGAGCAAAUCAGUUAUUGAUGGUUAUCUGAUAACUGAGUCAAUAAAUUAUUCAAGGUCCCCCUAAAUCAGUCAAUGAGAUGUACGACAACUGGUUUGACAAAAUCAAUCAACUCAAUCUCAACAGCUACUCCACAUGGUGUCUUGUAGAUUCAGCUAAAACUGAUUAAAAAAUGUAAUCUUUGUUUGUAGAUUUACUUUAAAGAAUCGUCUGAUAUAGUUUCAAAAAAACUAUUGUAGUUUUUUUCUAAAAGAAAAAAAAACAAUGUUGGUUAUAAUUUAAGACUGAAUAUUUUUAAUUAUUCAUUUGAUUUCUAUUCCAUUGCAAUAAAAUGUUCAGGAUGUAAAUGGCUUUAUUUUGAUUUUGAUUUUUCAAGCUUUAAUACACAGUUGACAUUUUGUUCAACAAAUCUCACUGGUACUGUUGUAAAACAUUGAUUGUUCAAAUGCAACUGAUAUUUGUUGCUUUGUAAGCAACUUCUACUAAAGCACUAUAUCAAAGUUUGGCAACGAUUUCUUGGCUUUAUAGAUUCUUAGCAAUAUUUAUAUAUUUAUUUAUGUUUAAGUUGACAUGUUAUUUAUUUGAACACUGAGUGGCAGAUAAUGUGACUAAUAAUGUGUUCAGAAUGUAAUUGGGAACUCUGUAUUUUCAUUUCUUUGUGUGUAAAAUUAAACUGCUGUCUAAGACUGUUGAUUUCAUUUCUUGGAAAAAAAUACUAAAAGUUUGUGUUACAAAGCGUUGUAAUUGUAACUAUAGAUGUCAGUUAUGAGUUGUAGAGAGUAUUGGGUCGAUCUGUAACAAAGUAAUAGUAAUACCCGGUAAAUGUUUGCUUAUUUUGCAGAUUAAUAUAGAUUUGUUGUUAUUUCUUCAUAUUGUAUUCUUAUAGCCUAUAAUUACAUUACAUAAGCUAGUCCUCUGUAACAGAAUAUAGUCAUGCACUGUUUGUAGUUUAAAAAAUAGCUUUUUCUAUUUUGUAGCUAAUAGAAAUGUAUUGUUUCAAAUUAAAUAUUUAUAUAUUGUAA
Messenger RNA from Homalodisca vitripennis (glassy-winged sharpshooter), 3422 nucleotides. RefSeq names its product farnesyl pyrophosphate synthase-like. Bases 259 to 1575 code for a protein of 438 amino acids. Gene Ontology annotation, cellular component: cytoplasm. Gene Ontology annotation, biological process: trans, trans-farnesyl diphosphate biosynthetic process. The transcript has 9 exons. NCBI's taxonomy places the organism in Eukaryota, Metazoa, Arthropoda, Insecta, Hemiptera, Cicadellidae. Gene Ontology annotation, molecular function: (2E,6E)-farnesyl diphosphate synthase activity; dimethylallyltranstransferase activity. The record is from RefSeq and is a predicted model, not a curated record.